UGUGACUGUUCUGGGCUAUGAAGGUAAAAUGCACGUAAUAACCAAAAGCUGUGUCCUGUUUUUAUGGAUUCAAACACUGACACUAGUAAAGAGUCAAGCCCGUCAGUGCCAAGUGAUUCAUGUGGAUGACAACGUUCUGGUGACAGGGGACCCAGAAGAAGCGACCUAUGGAAAUGUGUUGGGAUUUAGGUGCAAGUCCAACACACAUGUUCUAAUGGGUUCACCAGAGAUAUAUUGUGACGAAAAUGGAGAGUGGAGCAGCAAAGAGCCAACAUGUGAAGAGAUCAAAUGUUCAGUACCUGUGAUUGAUAAUGGACGCAUAACUGGAGAUUUGCGAGAUUACAACGAAAAUGAAGUCCUGCAUUUUGUUUGUCAUACAAAUUACCAAAAACAGAGCGAAAUACUUUCAAAAUGCAUAAAACUGGGAAAUUCAGCUGCGUUUAGCCCUGCACCUGUCUGUGAACCAACAAAAUGUAAACUCCCCACCCAUCUUAGAGGAUCCAGUUACGACCCUGAAUACACAACUGUGUUCUCACCUGGUGAGAGAGUCACAGUCAAUUGUGGUGACAAGUAUUAUAUUACUACACCUCUGAUCACGUCAGCCACAUCUACAUGUAUGGAUGAUGGAAACUGGGAUAUCACACCUUUAUGCCAAGAGGUCAGAUGCAGAAGUGAAAAAGGCCUGAAUGUGAAUUAUUGGGGUGUCAGAUGGAACCACAUACUAAGACUGGAUGACACUGUAAGUUAUAACUGUCAGAUUGGAUACAGGGCAAAAUCCAACCAAGCCACAUGCACCAGAGAUGGAUGGACUCCGGAACCACUUUGUGAAGCAAGACCAUGCACAAAAAAGAUGGUCUUGAAUGCAAACAUAGUGAGCAACGAUAAGGAGUCAUACAUUUAUGAUGAAAGGGUCAGGUAUGUCUGCAAGGAUGGAUAUGAAGGAGAAUUUACUCUCACCUGUAUGGGAAAUCGGUGGUACGGAAAUGCACAAUGUACAGUGAAAAGGUGUCAACAAAUGGACAUCCCAGGUGCAUAUAUUAUCCAGAAUAACAGGAGAAUUUACGACCAUGACCAACAAGUCAUAUAUAGAUGCCAAGAAGAUCCUUACCAACAGAUUACUGUUACCUGUCAAAAAGGUGAAUGGACUGGGGUUCAGAGCUGUCAAGGAUGUCCAAAAAUUGAAAUUGCAAAUGGAUUUGUUGUUGCUGAAGAAGAUGACAAAGCGUACUACACCUGCUAUGAUGGUUAUAAACUUUUCACCAAUGGCUGGUGGGGCGAAGCCAUAUGCAUAAGCAAACGGUGGACUGGACUUGAAGACUGCAUUGAGAACAGUCAGUGCGGAGAGCCUCCUGUGAUUCCCAAUGGAAGGGUCACACCUCAAGGCACUAGAACUCGACAAACCCUCUGGCUUGAUUGUGACAAUGGAUUCGAUGCUCAGGUUCAAAGAUUGACCUGCGAAGGGGGAAACUGGUAUUUUGGUGGAUUAUCACCUGAGACACUGUGUAUCCAUUCCAUCAAACCCUGCAACCCGCCACCUAGAGUUGCGAAUGCAGUAAUCAUGGCGUCUUUUCAAAAGCAAUACUUGUCUGGCUCUGAAGUAGUUUAUGUGUGCCGUGAGGAGUACAGAGCUGAGGGAGACGACAGGAUUCAAUGCAUAGAUGGCCAGUGGGAACAGAAGAACUUCAUAUGUACACCAUCCGCCAGUCCCCAAGCUCUCACACCUUCCACAGCUCUCCCACCUGUCCCAGAUCCCAAAGUUCUCCCAGCUGUCCCAGAUCCCACCAUGGAGCAAGACUAAUUGUUAGAGUUCCACAGAAGUAUCAAUAAAAACAUCAGAAAUGUAUAUUUUUAGGUAACUUGUUGCAUGUGGUGUUGUUUGGACAGAAAAGAGAGAAAGAGAAGAUGGGUCUGCAUUAUUUUUGUGAAGUAGCUUUCUUAUACUGCAACCUUAUUGUGUUCCAGUAAAUAUGAAUAUGCUGUUGAAUAUAAGAAGGACAUUGCUGUGUCUUUAAUUGUGUUGUCUUCUUUUAUUUCUAAAAAUAAAGCCUAUAAUGAAAGGGUUCUGUACAACAAGAGUGUGUUAGUGCAAUAUUGUAAUAUAGUUUUUUAAAAGCAGCAUUUUGUUGGUGCAGUUUUUAAAGAUUUUGCUUUGACUAUUGGCUUCCAAACCUCAGCUUCAUCAUGUCGCAAAAUUUCUCUUUGGCAGGGGUCUCUCUUAAACAAGUGGUAUUAAGUUUACUUUCAUGGAUCAGCU
Molecule: messenger RNA, 2254 nt
Organism: Notolabrus celidotus (New Zealand spotty)
Lineage: Eukaryota; Metazoa; Chordata; Actinopteri; Labriformes; Labridae
Product: complement factor H-like
Exons: 11
Coding region: 29-1798 (589 amino acids)
Source: RefSeq, a predicted model, not a curated record